GAUGUCGCCAAGUCUAGCGUUUACUACAAGUCGUCUGGAGUGAUGGCCGAGGAAAUUUACAAAGCAGAGAGUGAAGCCAGCUGCCCAUGCCCCUCCCUGCCCCCUCUGAGCCAAGCAGCCCGCAAAAUUAAUUACCAUCGCCAGGGUGAUCGUCCAAGCGAACCCAAAGACUUGGAUUUUGGGAUUUGCUCCCGCUUCCUACCGAGAGACUUCCUAAGAGCGGAUAUGAAGACAGGUGGUGGACAGUGUCAUCUCAUAUUUGCAAGCGAGCAACAAUUAAAUACUUUAAAGACGGCCAAGACUUGGUACAUAGAUUCUACAUUCCGAGUUGUGUCACCCCCUUUUCACCAGCUGCUGUCCAUCCAUGCUUUCCUCGUCUCCGGAUCGGCGAUGAAACAAGUUCUUUUGUUUGCAUUGAUGUCGCGGCGCCAGAUAGAGGACUACGUGGCCGUCUUCAACAACGCGGUGAACCACCUAAUGGACAACGCAGAUGUUGAAAAAAUGGUCACGGACUUUGAGGCGGCGACCUGGAGAGGGUUUCAAAGAGUUUUUCCGGCCGUCCAGGUCAAGGGCUGCACCUUCCAUAUGAAUCAGGCGAUUUAUAGGAAGGUGCAGAACUUGGGUCUGGCUACGGCUUACGAAGAGGACGUGGGAACACACAGAUUCAUCAAAAAGCUUAUGGGCUUGCAAUUCCUAGACUCAGCCCAUAUCGAGCCAGCAUUUAUGAAGGUCAAACAGCAAGCAGUGACACCGAAUCUGAUCGCCCUCAAUUACUGGUGCGUUUUUGGGACGGCCAUCCGGACGAACAAUGACCUGGAAAGCUGGCACAAGCGCUUAAACCAGCUGUCCGGGCGACGUUGCCUACCUUUUUACAGACUGCUCCCCCUCCUCUUCCGAGAAGCUGACCUGCUGCCCCUGCAGAUUCGACUUCACAGACGUCGACCAUGUCCAGAACGCCACAUCACUCUGGGGACACCCCACUGGACUCGUAUGGUGUAUGGGUCAGUGGAGGACUUAACUGACUCCCCCAGAACGACCCUCGCCCUCGCCCAGGAUCUGAGAUAG
This is a messenger RNA of Haliotis rubra (blacklip abalone), 1065 nucleotides long. RefSeq lists its product as uncharacterized. NCBI's taxonomy places the organism in Eukaryota, Metazoa, Mollusca, Gastropoda, Lepetellida, Haliotidae. The record is from RefSeq and is a predicted model, not a curated record.